GAUAACUCAAUAGCAGUUAACUCUACAGGAUACCAAUAUGAUAUAAAAUAUCGUGCUGGUAAACAGAAUAACAAUGCUGAUUUCUUCUCAUGUCUACCUGAAUAUUUAAAGGAUAAUGGAUGA
Molecule: messenger RNA, 123 nt
Organism: Scutellospora calospora
Lineage: Eukaryota; Fungi; Glomeromycota; Glomeromycetes; Diversisporales; Gigasporaceae
Source: the annotation of a GenBank genome assembly